Molecule: messenger RNA, 4910 nt
Organism: Oreochromis niloticus (Nile tilapia)
Lineage: Eukaryota; Metazoa; Chordata; Actinopteri; Cichliformes; Cichlidae
Gene: esrrb
Product: estrogen-related receptor beta
Exons: 8
Coding region: 459-1901 (480 amino acids)
Biological process (GO): regulation of DNA-templated transcription
Cellular component (GO): nucleus
Molecular function (GO): steroid binding; nuclear steroid receptor activity; sequence-specific DNA binding
Source: RefSeq, a predicted model, not a curated record
GCUCGCACUCUCAUGCUCUCUCCAUCUUAGCGCUCAUCCCGCUGCUGCCUGCGCUUCUCUGUCUCUCUCACUCUCUCUCUAGCUUUCUCUCACCCCCCCACCCCACCCCCUUUUUACCUCUCCUGUCGAUCUGUCCCUCCCCCUUCACUCUCUCUCUUUCCCUCUCUCUCUCUCUGUCUCUCACACACACAUCCACUCAGACACACUCUUUCUCUCUCUCUCCCACUCAUAUAUACAUAAACACACGCGCAUACACAACACACAUGCUCAGGCACACACACGCCCACUCAAUCCAUCAGAGUCCAACAUACCUGUGCAGGCUGGGGGGAAGCGGUGCUGGAGGGGGUUUUCGGCAGCGUUGUCUCUGAGGGUGCUUUGCUAUCAUUUGGGGAAGAAGCGGGUCUCAAUUGUUUUCUCUUUCCUCUUCCUCUCAUUCCUGGAAUGCUAAAACUGGACUGAUGGACAUUUCAGAACUUUGUCUUCCAGACCCUCUCAGCUAUCAUAACCAGGCUUUGUUGUCCAAUUCAUUAGAGAGAUUCCUGAGUCCACUGGCCACGCUGGAGCCCUCUCAUUUCUGGCUGCUGAAUAGAAUGGCCGCUGAUGACCGGCAUCUACCCUCCAGCUGUGGGUCCUACAUCAAGACGGAGCCAUCCAGUCCUUCCUCGGUCAUCGACACGGUCAGCCACCACAGCCCCAGCGGCAACUCGGACGCCAGCGGCGGCUAUGUCAGCGCCAUGAACAGCCACUCGAACGGCCUGGACUCUCCUCCUAUGUUCACCCCCAGCGGGCUUGGGGCUGGCACCUGCCGCAAGCGCUAUGACGACUGCUCCAGCACCAUCAUGGAGGACUCGUCCAUAAAGUGCGAAUACAUGUUGAACUCCCUCCCCAAGAGGCUGUGCCUGGUCUGUGGAGAUAUAGCCUCGGGGUAUCACUAUGGGGUAGCCUCUUGUGAGGCCUGCAAAGCCUUUUUUAAAAGGACAAUACAAGGUAACAUAGAAUACAGCUGUCCUGCCACAAAUGAAUGUGAGAUCACAAAACGGAGACGCAAAUCAUGUCAGGCUUGUCGCUUCAUGAAAUGCCUCAAAGUGGGGAUGCUCAAAGAAGGUAAGAAGAGGGUUCGUCUGGACCGUGUGCGAGGGGGCAGACAGAAGUACAAGCGGAGGUUGGACACAGAAAACAAUCCGUACCUGGGCCUGACGCUCCCUCCUCCCACCAAAAAGCCUCUCACAAAGAUAGUGUCUCACCUGUUGGUGGCAGAGCCAGAGAAGAUCUAUGCCAUGCCUGACCCCACCAUGCCGGAGAGUGACAUCAAGGCUCUGACCACGCUCUGUGACCUGGCUGACCGCGAGCUGGUGGUCAUAAUCGGCUGGGCUAAACACAUCCCAGGCUUUUCCACUCUCUCUCUGGGAGACCAGAUGAGUCUGCUGCAGAGCGCCUGGAUGGAGAUCCUGAUCCUCAGCAUCGUGUUCCGCUCGUUGCCGUACGAAGACGAGCUGGUGUACGCCGAGGACUACAUCAUGGAUGAGGAGCACUCGCGGUUGACGGGCCUGCUCGACCUCUACGUGUCCAUCCUGCAGCUGGUCCGCAAAUACAAGAAGCUCAAAGUGGAGAAGGAGGAGUUUGUAACCCUCAAAGCCAUUGCUCUCGCCAACUCAGACUCCAUGCACAUAGAGGACAUGGAGGCAGUCCAGAAGCUUCAGGACGCGCUCCACGAGGCCCUGCAGGACUACGAGAGCAGCCAGCAUCAGGAGGACCCACGACGGGCUGGCAAACUGCUCAUGACCCUGCCCCUGCUGAGGCAGACGGCCACAAAGGCUGUGCAGCACUUUUACAGCAUCAAAGUGCAGGGCAAGGUGCCCAUGCACAAACUCUUCCUGGAGAUGCUGGAAGCCAAGGUCUGAUCGGAGGGUGGCUGAUUGGCCGCGGCAACAGAAAGUGACUUGAACCAAGGCUGAGGGUUCUCAGGAGAGAGGGAGACACCCCUGCUGAGUCUGCUAGGCAGGACGGAGACUGACCUCUCUCACUCCUCCUCUUCCUGGAACCCCAGGACACAAAAUGAAAAAAAAAAUGAAAAAAAAAGAGCAAAUGCAAAACUUGGUUAUUAGUAUAAAUAUAAAAUGAUGCAGAUUAAUUUAAAAUAUAUAAGAAAUACUAUGUACAGUAAUAAUUUUGGGGGUUUUCUUUUUUGUUAAUUAACUGUCAGUUGUCAUGCUGUAUAUGAAGAAGGACCCUUCUGCCGCUCGGCGUCUUCAGAAUAAGUAGUUGCCAGAUCUUGAUAACAAGACUUUUUUUUUUUUUUUCAGAAAAUUUAAAGUUCCAAAAAAAUAAAAAAAAUGUUCUGAAGACAGCGGAGGUGUCAACCAUCAUAAACACACCUACUUGUCUAACAGCUGAUUUUCUUUUUUGUGGUCUGGACAUGUAAAUAUUUAUUAUUUGAAAGACUGAGUGUACAGUUCAAAGUCUGGUGAACUUGGUGGCCAUUUUCUCUUGUUCUUCUUCUAAUGGGGGGGAAAAAAGAAUGAAAGUGGUUACUUAUAUGUGAACUCUUAUCAGUUUAAAUGUCCUUGGAUAUACCUCUCUAGAGCAUUAUGCCGUGUGAUCGUCGUGGAUCUUUGCUCAGACUGGAAGACUCGCUGGUCCCAUGUUUAACCAAACUAGCGUAGACAGGUACAAUAGUCAGUUGUUCCUAUUCUGUAGUAACUCAGCAAUAAAGCGAGCCGUUGGGGAGCCAAGCUUCAGAUCCUAGUGCUGCUGUUACUAAAAGACCAUAUUUCCAUAGCCCCGUCUCACCGGUGGGACACGCCGCUGUACCUCCGUUUCCCACCGUUUCUCCUUCUCCAAAGCGGUUUGUGUUGCUGCUGCUCGUGCAAGCCAAUGAACUCCAGACUGAACCUCAGAUUUGGUCAUUGUUUGAGCCUUUGGAAAUUGCCUCUUUACAUGCAAAUGGAUGACCUGAUUCAGGCUAGGCGAAAGUUAAUCAGCGGGUUUUGGUGUGGCAGUAUCAAAGGAUUUAUGCCGAGUGGCAGAAGUCCAGGAGAUUCCGUGUUCAAACAAUCAGAGGCCCAUAUGUCAACCACUCUAUUUUGGUCUCCUUUAAGCCUGUGGCAGAGUCAUCCCACACACUGGGAGCAAGGUGCCCAGCAUCUGCUCUCACCAUUUUAGACGGCUCCCGUCUUUUAAUAGCUGCGCCUGCAUUUAUAGGACUUCGACGAAACAGAGGUAAAUGGCAGGUGCAGAGCCGCGGUUGUGGCGUUUCACACUGGGUUUAUUUUUAAGCCAGCAGGAGGUUGUUGUGUGCGCGGCGUCGCACCACGAUAGACACGUGGAGCACUUCUUCUUGACCUCGCGUUGACACCACGGCCAGCAGCACCCCUCCCACCAGCCGAGAGGCAGGUAGACGUCUGUGAGAAAGAGUAUGUACAUGUGAAUAGCUAUGCAAGAAAUAGAGGGUCAGUAUGCUACAACGGGUAGCAGCAACCCAUCAGUGUGUCAGUGCAAGGUGUGAACUCUGGUGGGAGACAGAUCCCCCACUGUGUUUAGCUGUAGGUCCAUUGUGCUGGGUGUGAGUAGCACUGUAGUCCAGUCCACUGGAGUCAUGCCACUGGUCUUCGUGAGAGAGGGAACGUGUUGAAGGAGGAAUGCUUAGACUGCUGAAGGAUUUUAUGUGAUGUGAUAAAUUGUGGCGCUGUCACAACAAUAUGAUACCGCGAUCAAAGGAAUCCCUGACAUCGCAGGAGGGUAGAGUUGCCGCCACGCUUGUCAUAUCAGUGGCUAACACCGCUUCAGCCGCCGCCAUGCCUUUUUUAAAGCAGCAGUCUGAUUGGUGCAUCCGAGGUUGACCGCCCACUCCCUCUCCAAAUUUUCCCGCUCAAUUCCAAAACCUGAGCUAGCCGCCAUCGAGUAAACGAGCUCCGCUGUAAAGGGUGACAUUACCAACUUGACUUCUUUUAACUGUUGUGCAAUACAACAGGGACCAAUUCUGACUGAAACCAUGCUAAAAGCAUGCUUUUACUUAGAUUUUGGAGAAUUUGUAAGCGAUUAAGUGACAUAUUCUAAAUCCGUCUAAUAAGUAACAUGUAUCCUGUAUAUCAGAACUUUAUUUGAUUUGCUCCACUGAUGACUUUUGUGCUUGUUUCAGUGAAAACGCGGCAUUAAUGAAAGCAUCUGCAGAAAAUCUCAACAAAUAGAAAUUUGUAGUGGCCUAAGAUGAUCAGCCAUAAGAAAGUCGAUUUGAUUUUUUUUCUUCACCUUGCAAUAUGACACUAUGUUAAGGAAAAGACAACAUGUCUUACAUUAGAAGCUGUGUCUAAGUGUGUAAAUAUAUCAGCGUCAAUACAGUAGGUUGCCGAAAUACCACUUAAAAAAAAAAGAAGUAUGCAGCGCCCUGCUGACUACUACCUCAUUAUCAUUUUGUCAAUAUUUCUCUGAUUCAGCACUUUCUGGUCUUUAUCAUCCUCACGUCUGUGACACACCUGAGCCAUCCAUGUUUUUAUCAAAGACUUCUUCUCUCCCGCAGUGCUCCUGCCAAAACAUUUGUAGUUGUACAUCUCCUCCUCCCCGUCAUUCUUCAUAGAUCUCUUUGUAAAGGUAAAGCAUGCGUUCACAUCGACCAUACAACUUGGCCGUCAGUGGGCAUGACGCCCACGUUUUGGUUACUAAGCAAGUGUGUGUUUAUAUGAACAUCAGUUUGUCAGAAUUGGUCCCUCGAUGAUGAAACUGCAGACAGGGGCAGGUGACUGAUUUGCUGCCUCUGCGCUGUGAGUAUUUAUGAUGUGAAAUAUAUCAUUUGGCAAUGGUGUACAUUGAUAUCUCUGAUCGUUGAAAUCACCAAUAUCUGUGUAACUUUUAUGUUUUGAUUUUCAAAAAGGUAAAGGAUCAAUGAAUUAAAUACUCACUGAACUCUGUGAUUA